AUGAAACAUCCCGCUACCUUUGUGUCCGGGACUCGCCGAGCCCGCAGUCAGCACAGUCGAACAUCGCUUUGCGUUCAGUUCCCUUAUGACCACAUUACGUCCCCCUUCUGGAUUGGCAACGCUGUAUCAACUUCUCCAGCGGAUUCUUUCGAACCGGUUUUGAACGUUCCGGCCUUAGGGUCCUUCCUCUUUAUUGCGCUCGUCUUUUCCUUGUUGCGUUGGCGGGUGGGAGCGAUCGAGCGGGCCGCGGAUCGUCGGACCACCGCACUAGAAGGAUUCCGGACGAUCAAAUCACAAGCACUCGAGGGCAAGGCCGACGAAGAAAAGGUCCAGUUGGCACUGGAAGAUUAUAAGCGUGCCGUGGAAGAAGUCGAAAACCUACGCACCAUUAUUCCGGGAGUCCGUAUUGCCCCACCACCUUCGACGGCAUCCCUCUCCACCGAACGGUCCAACGAAAACGCCGCGGCGGCUCGGCAAUUCCUUGGUAUGGAACUCGAUACCUUGCCGCAACAGCAGUCCAACGAGGAGGGAAAGCAGGGAUUGCCGGUACCCUUGGUUCUAUUACUGGGACUGGUGGCAGCGAGUCAAGUGGGGUUAUUGUUUCUGUUUCUUCAAGAUCCCAUGUCGAGUAGUAGUUCCUUCUAGCUAGAGAGACGACGUCACUCUUACUAUCCGUACGAAUCCUUUUCCAAUCGUGGCUGCUGACAGGGAGAAGUUGUCUUUUUCGAUUGCUUCACUUUCUGAGCACAGUACCCCUUGGUUCAUUCGUUACCUACCAUUGAUGUGUAUAGAGAGUGUAUCGAAUUCUUUAUACCUAUUUUGUCAAGACUGUACCGCGACACAGACUACGAUCUCGUCCAUUGGCACUCUCCCAGUCAAUGUCGCUACGGAACAAGACACCCGAAACUAGCAUUCGUAUCGUUUCUCCCGACAACGCCGGGAUAUCGUGACAUCUUGAAGGUCUAGCAGUGACCCAAUAACCGAGUCCGCACACGCAAGCUCUGCAAUCCAUCUUUUAUCAUAUUGACCGGUUACCUUUACAGUCA
Phaeodactylum tricornutum CCAP 1055/1 is the source of this 1046-nucleotide messenger RNA. RefSeq lists its product with no specific name. The record is from RefSeq and is a predicted model, not a curated record. Lineage: Eukaryota; Bacillariophyta; Bacillariophyceae; Surirellales; Neidiaceae. The transcript has a single exon. The coding region runs from base 1 to 645 and encodes 214 amino acids.